This is a messenger RNA of Pocillopora verrucosa, 999 nucleotides long. The record is from RefSeq and is a predicted model, not a curated record. Lineage: Eukaryota; Metazoa; Cnidaria; Anthozoa; Scleractinia; Pocilloporidae.
AUGACACCCAAGUCUUUCGUGAAAGAAACAAGUUCAAGUGAUUUUGUUGUUUCAAGAAGCGGCUUUCCUGUCAUCGACCUACGAUCCGAGACAGCAAGUUUGAGAAGCGAAGGCUGGGCCAGUCAGUUACAGAUGCACGUCCGCAAACUUGAUAUGGAAAGAUUGCACACCGCAUAUGAUGACGUAGAUACACUGCUUCUCUUCAUUGGCUACCCCAGAAGUCGCCAUACGCUUGUAUCUGCUCUGUUGGACGCACAUCCCAACAUAAUACUUUCCAACGAGUUAAAUUUGAUAGGAUCCUACAAGAAUAACCCAGACUGGAGGAAAAUAGAGAUGUUUGACAAAAUUGCCAAACGUUCAUACAUGUCGGCCACCUGGGGAAUCCGAGCAAGACAAGCAAAUGGCACAGUUUCCAAUUACGAAAAGCUUGGAUACAAAGUACCAAAUCAGUUUCAAGGAACAUUUGAUCAGAAGCUUAAGAUCCUUGGAGACAAAUUGGGUUGGUUUACAGCUUCCCAUUUGUCUACAGAAGUAGGCAGAGAUUUACUGAAACAACUGGAGGACAAAUUUAACGUCAGGGCAAAAAUUAUUCACGUGGUUAGGAACCCCUUUGACAACAUAUCAACAAUGGCGCUGAGACUGAGAGGAUUAAGAACAGGAGAACAUACAAAAAAGGUGCAUAUCCCAAAGGCGAUUGAUGACAGUAUAACGCGGUAUUUCUACAUCGCCAAUAAUUGCCAGGCAACAAGGGAGACUCUUGGAGAUCGAAUUAUUGACAUACAAGGGGAAGAAUUUGUUCGGGAGCCAACGAAGUAUCUUCGAAAAAUCUGCGACUUCCUGGAUAUCUCAUGCUCCGAAGAUUAUCUUCGUGACUGUGCGUCAAUGGUUGACCCUGUUCCAUCUAAAACUAGAUCGUUAGUUGUGUGGACGGAAAAGCAGAUCCAAGAAGUCAACAACCUAAUGCAGCCACUAGAAUUCUUGAAAUCGUACACUUUUUAG